GUGUUGACAUUAACUCGAUCGUCAUCUUGGUUAAUGGUAAAACUGGUUUGAUUUUUUUGUGUCCAUUGAUUCAACCCUUUUAUUGAUCCGGUAUAGACAGAAGGCAACGUCCUGAUGUUAUAGUUCUAUGCAAGCUUCUGUGUCCAAGAACAUGGCAGCUCCACCACAAUCAGAAGAGAGGGACCUCGAGAAUGGCUCGAUCAGAUUACCCAGUGACCUCCCCGAUUCGACCCAGCAACCUGCUGAGGUGAGUGCUGUGGAUGCCGAGAUCUGCCGCAAAUUGCACUUUGCAGCUGAGAUCGGUGAUGUGGAAUUGGUGAGGCGGAUUUUCCGGGAUAUCGAUGAGAAGGGUUCCGAUGAUUCGAAGCUCAAGGCAUCAUCUCUGGUGAGUGAAGUGAACGAGCUGGGAGAGUCUGCUCUGUUCUUGGCUGCAAAGAAAGGGAAGGCCGAGGUUGUGAAAGAGCUGCUGAAGCAUUCCAACAGCGAAGAAGUCCGCCGGAGUAGCAAAGACGGGUUCAAUCCCUUGCAUAUCGCUGCCUUUCAGGGACAUGCCGAUGUUGUGCAAACUCUGUUAGAUUACGAACCUGAGCUGAUCAAAGAAGCCGGUCCAUCCAACACGACCCCUCUCGUCUUUGCGGUCUUAAGGGGCCAUGCUACUGUGGUCAAUCAGUUACUCUCGCAGACGGACAGUCCUAGCCUGCUGUCAGUUUCCAAAUCCAAUGGUCGAAACGCUCUCCACUUAGCUGCAAGGCUCCAGAACGUGGAUAUGGUGAAAGCCCUGCUCGAGAAAGAACCUCAGUUGGCUCGAAGUACAGACCAGAAAGGGCAGAAUGCCCUUCACCUGGCCGUUAAAGGGAUCAGCCACGAAAUUGUGAGACUGCUUGUUAAGGCGGAGCCAGUGGUGCUUGCACAACAAGAUUCAAGAGGAAACACAGUGUUGCAUAUCGCCACAAAGAAGCAAAAAGAUGCGAUAGUGCAGGAGUUACUACUCUAUCCUGAGACGAAUGUAAACGUGCUGAACAAGGACCAGAAGACAGCUCUCGACAUAGCGGAGGAGCUCCCCUACUCGAGGGAGUCGAUGAAGAUCAAAGCCCACCUCUCCCGUAACGGGGCUGUCCGAGGGAAUGACCUCCUGCCUGUCAAGGAGCUCAAGCGAAACCUCCAGGGAGGCCUCAUUCACAAUGCCAACUCGGUAAAUGAGGCUGCAGUCCUCAUAGCCCAGAUAGCAUUUGCUGCCAUCUUCACGAUCCCGGGCUCACCAGUAGAGACGAGCCACAACAUCUCGGUUCAGGUCCUAGUAAUAUUCAACUCCAUCGCAUUCUUUGCAUCCCUGGCUGUGGUGGUGAUUCAGACGAUUCUUGGCCGAGGGGAGGCCGAGGCCGAGGUGAUAGCAGUGAUGGCAGAGGUAACUAAUAAGCUGAUAUGGUUAGCUUCCGCGUGCAUCUCGGUCGUGUUCAUGGCAACGAUAACUAUUGUGGUCGGGAGAAGGUGUCAGUGGGCCACUAUCCUGAUAAUGGUCGUGGGAGGUGCGUUGAUUGCUGGGUCUCUAGGGAUCAAGACUUACUACGAAGUGAGGAGAUUGAGGAAGAUUGAAUUGAUCAAGAAGAAGGAAACAUAGCAGCAAUCACUGUAUAUAAAUAUAUGCCAAGUCGUUACUAGCCCGGUUGAUUUUAGGAUCAGUUUUUAAAAUUUUAACUUUAACUUUACUUCUAUUCACUGAACAAUAAAAAUUAACAACACAAUUAUUACUUUU
Molecule: messenger RNA, 1753 nt
Organism: Punica granatum (pomegranate)
Lineage: Eukaryota; Viridiplantae; Streptophyta; Magnoliopsida; Myrtales; Lythraceae
Source: RefSeq, a predicted model, not a curated record